This is a messenger RNA of Lycium ferocissimum, 1434 nucleotides long. RefSeq lists its product as uncharacterized. The coding region runs from base 1 to 1434 and encodes 477 amino acids. NCBI's taxonomy places the organism in Eukaryota, Viridiplantae, Streptophyta, Magnoliopsida, Solanales, Solanaceae. The record is from RefSeq and is a predicted model, not a curated record. The transcript has 2 exons.
AUGUACCAUGCUCAAGAUGGUCCGUUCCUUGAUGGGCCACCUAUGCAGGUUGAAGAUGCUAAUUAUGUUAAUAACUCUCAAGGAGGUUAUCUGAGACAGAAUUACCAGGGUGGCUAUCAGAAUCAGAAUCAGAACCAAUGGAGACCUCAGCAAGGUCAGGGUGCCUACAACAACUCUGGGAACUACAACAAUAACUAUGGUGGUGCGAACCAAGGGGGCUACAACAACAGCAACAAUUUUGGGAACAAGAGUUCCAAUCCUUAUAUACCACCGAAAGGGCAGUCAUCAGAGCAGGGUAGUUCAAAAGUUGAAACAAUGCUUGAGAAGAUUCUAGCUAAUCAAUCGAAGUCUGAAAGGACUUUAUCUGGGCUGACAGAAACAGUGGGUUCUCACACAGCAGCUAUUCAGAAUCUUGAGUCGCAGAUGAGGGAUAUAUCCGAGCAGACACCCUCAAAGGGAGGACUUCCGAGUGACACUAUUCCAAAUCCAAAGAAUGGCGGAGGCGGUGUAGACAGUGUGUUUGCCAUCACUACUAGGAGUGGUAAAACAAUCCGAGGGGCUGAUGAGAAGGUGAUUGAUCUUGAGCCAAUAGAUGAUGAGGAUGAGGUGCAGUCUGAAGCACCCAUUGUUGUUGAUGAAAAUGCUACUGACAAGAAGGUUGCUGAUAUUCCGGAGAUUGCGAGACCAGCUGAAAACACGAGCAAGCAGCCUGUGAAAGGGGCUCUCCGCCCUUUGACCCAGCUUUUCAAAUCUACACCACCUUUUCCUCAAAGGUUGGUGAAGAAGAAGGAAGAUGCUAAGUUCGAGAAAUUUCAUGAUCAGCUGAAGCAGUUAUCUCUUAAUUUUCCCUUCUUGGAUGCUGUCAAGGAGAUGCCAGGCUUUGCUAAAUAUGUGAAGGAUUUGCUGACCAAGAAGAAAACGGUUCAACAUGAAACCGUAAGUUUGACUCACACUGUGAGUUCCAUCAUCUCAACCACUACUGUUCAAAAGAAGGGAGAUCCUGGGGCGUUCACCAUCCCUUGGUUGGGGAUGCCAAGGCCGACUACUAUGAGAUUACAGAUGGCUGAUAGGUCUAUCAAGAGACCUGUUGGGGUGGUUGAUGAUGUACUUGUGCGGGUUGGUGCUUUUAUGUUGCCCGCUGAUUUUGUAAUUCUUGACUGUGCUGUUGAUAGGGACAUUCCUAUUAUUCUGGGGAGACCUUUCCUAGCUACAGGGAGAGCUCUGAUGGAUUCGAAAAAAAAUGAAAUCAAGUUCCGAGUCAACGAUGAAGAAGUGACGUUUCAGGCCAGCAAAGGAAUGAAGUUACCAAGUGCUUACGAGAGCAUUUCGGUAAUUGAUUCGGUUGACGUUAUUGAUGAAGCGAAGGAGUUCAAGAUGGAAGAAGAAAGUUUGGGUGAAGCUCUAGCCGGUAUUCUCGUUAAUUUUGAUCUUUGA